ACUCUAUCUGUACCUCCCUAGUCGGGAGGCACGUGCGUUCCGCUUGGCAAAGCGAUUCAGCUCACCCCUCGUGUCUCGCAAUUCUCCCCCUCUCUUCAAGAUUGCUAUUUCCAACAGAACCCUCUCUGCCCAAGAGCUUCAUUCCUCCAUCUCCCAAUCCAUCGCCAGAUUCGCCCUAUCCGUUGUCCCUUACCUACACCCGCUCGACCUCGCUAUGGCUGGCCGUUUCGUCCGAUCCUCCAAAUACCGACACGUUUUUGGUCGGUCUACAAAGAAGGAGCUAUGUUACGAUAACCUCCACAUCUCAAAGAAUGCUUGGGACAGCAACAUCAUCAAAGUCAAUCCGUCGUACCUGUCGGUGAACUGGGAAGCUGGCGGAGGCGGCGCCUUCGCCGUCAUUCCCUUAUCCGAGCGCGGGAGACUGCCGGAGCUCAUCCCCCUAUUCCGAGGACACACUGCCGCGGUUCUGGAUACCGACUGGUCGCCGUUCAACGACUCGCUCAUCGCCUCCGGCUCUGAUGACGGGAAGGUGUUCAUCUGGAGUGUGCCUGAAAACUUCUCGCUUCAUUACGAUGAGGAAGAGGGCCCUCAGGAUGUUGCCCCCGUGUUGAAGCUCGCCGGACACACGAGGAAGGUCGGACAUGUCUUGUUCCAUCCGUCGGCGGAGAACGUGCUCGCGACUAGUUCCGGGGACUAUUCGAUCAAGCUGUGGGAUGUCAACACCGGUGCGGCGGUUCACCAGUUGCCCCACGGUGACAUUGUGCAGUGUAUGUCCUGGUCGACGAACGGAUCCAUGCUCGUUACGACUUGUCGAGACAAGAAGCUCCGUGUUUGGGACCCUAGACAGGAGAAGGCGGUGCAUGAGGUUGCCGGACAUGCUGGAGCGAAGAACAGCAGGGCUGUAUGGAUGACCGGAGAAGUCGGUGGUGACAAGAUUGCGACCACUGGUUUCAGCAAGAUGAGCGAUCGUCAGCUUGGUCACUGGGACCUGAGAACUCUGUCGGAGGGGCCUGUUGGCGGCUUCGAGAUGUUGGACAGCAUCUCGGGCGUGUGCAUGCCGUUCUGGGACCAGGGCACGAAGUGCUUGUACCUGGCCGGAAAGGGCGAUGGAAACAUUCGGUACUACGAGUACGACGGCAGCGAGUUCAUCCCCUUGUCCGAGUACAAGAGCAGCGAACCCCAGCGUGGUGUCGCAUUCUUGCCCAAGAGGGGUGUUUCGGUCAACGACAACGAGGUGAUGAGGGCGUUCAAGACUGUCAACGACGCGUACAUUGAGCCCAUCUCCUUCAUUGUUCCCCGACGGGCCGAAACCUACCAGUCCGACAUCUACCCAAUGGCAUCGUCGGGAGUGUCCGCGCUUUCUUCCAGCGAGUGGUUCGGCGGUGCCGACGCAGAGGCACCGCAGUUUGAUCUCGAGACCCUGUACCAGCCUGGUGCUUCGCCUGCGCCUACACCCAUGCCUCCAUUGUCUACCGCGCCGUCGACGCGCAAGAACACCUUGCACAUGCACACACCCUCGCCUUCCAUCACUGCUGCCCUGGACUCCUUCAGGUCUCCAGUCAGCCCGGUCAAGGAGACCCCCAAACCUGCAGCAGUGGCGCCGGCGGCGACUCCCACGGUCGAGAAGGAGCUGCCAUUCCGCCCCAAGUCUCCCACCAAGACUACCACCGCGCCGUCUCCCAGGGCUGCCACUCCCCCGGCAGCUAGUCUCGCGCCGUCACCUGCUGCGGCACCUACCCCUGCUGCUCCUCUCGCCCCCAUGGCCCCCUCUUUUGCUGAAUCCAUCCUUACCGACCAGCUCGUCAAGAUCACUACCCUGCUCGAAAGCCAGAACGAAACGCUCGCGGCUCAGAACGCACAGAUCCGUGAGCUCACCAAGGAGGUGGAUACCCUCAAGGAGAGGAUCGUCGAUGGAGGAACUACUGUGAUAGUGGGCAACGAGGAGCUAGAGGAGGAGGGUAGGAGAAAGGACGAGAAAAUCCGACAGUUGGAGCUGGAGCUGGAGAAGGCUCAAUCUUGAUUGGGAACGACUAGACUACUACUACUACUACCACGGAGUUAUCUCUCUAGUAGAAGGGGGUUAUCAUUUUUGACGUUUGACGUUUGUUUUACCUACUUCACUUACUGCAGCGGUACAAGGGAGGGAUUUGUGCAAACUGCGUUGCAGCGUUGCAUUCAGGCUUCAUUAUCUUUUUUUUCCCCUUCCACCUCCUCUUCUCGCGUCUUUUUGGGCGCUUUUACGGAAAAUGUGAAAAAUUUAUGUUUGACGAUUCUUUUUUUUUUCUUUCCUUUUCUCUCUUUCUUUCCUUUAUUUCUUUUCUUUCCUUCUUUACGAUUUUGUUUAGAUAUCAGACUACACGUAAACACAAUUACAACUUGAUGAAUCGAUCACAAAGGUGACAAGUGACGGAAAUCGGAGAUGGG
Messenger RNA from Tricharina praecox, 2424 nucleotides. RefSeq lists its product as uncharacterized. Lineage: Eukaryota; Fungi; Ascomycota; Pezizomycetes; Pezizales; Pyronemataceae. The transcript has 7 exons. The record is from RefSeq and is a predicted model, not a curated record. Bases 215 to 2020 code for a protein of 601 amino acids. Gene Ontology annotation, molecular function: actin filament binding. Gene Ontology annotation, biological process: actin filament organization.